Capsaspora owczarzaki ATCC 30864 is the source of this 2610-nucleotide messenger RNA. Its product is annotated as dimethylglycine dehydrogenase. Gene Ontology annotation, cellular component: mitochondrion. Bases 1 to 2610 code for a protein of 869 amino acids. NCBI's taxonomy places the organism in Eukaryota, Filasterea, Ministeriida, Capsasporidae. The record is from RefSeq and is a predicted model, not a curated record. Gene Ontology annotation, molecular function: protein binding; oxidoreductase activity. The transcript has 8 exons.
AUGCUCCGCCAGACACGCCUCCUGUCUGCAACGAGCAGCAGGAUGAUCUCAACACGAGCAGCAGCGGUUGCAUCGUCGUCGUCAUCGCUCGGCAAGGUCGUUCGCUUUGAGACUGCGAACGCGGAAUCAGCUGCGAGCGGCACGCUGACCAAGGUCAAGAAGCCCCUGCCCAGCUCUGCGCGCGUGGUCAUUUGCGGCGGCGGCAUCAUUGGCAACAGCGUUGCGUACCACCUGGCCAAGCUCGGCUGGAAGGACGUCGUGCUGCUCGAGCAGGGCAAGAUUGGCUGUCUGACAACCUGGCACGCGGCGGAGACCAAGCUCUCGGAUUACGGCAGCAAGGUCUAUGCGAGCCUCGAAGCCGAGACAGGCUGGCGGCAAUGCGGCUCCAUCACGGUCGCGCGCAAGGACUCGGAGCGCCUCACUCACAUUAAGCGCAACGCUGCCAAGGCCGCCGCGUUCGGCAUCAAGGCCGAGAUCAUUAGCCCGUCAGAAGUCUCAAAGCUCUAUCCCAUGAUGCGCACUGACGAUCUGGCUGGAGCAUUGUGGCUGCCAGAAGACGGUGUCGCCACCUCAACAGACUUGUGCAAUGCCUUCUCGAAGGGCGCCAAGAUGAAUGGCGUCCAGAUUCACGAGGGCGUUGAGGUCCAAAAAGUCUUUACCAAGAACGGUGCCGUUUCUGGUGUUCGUACCAACGAGGGCGACAUUGCCUGCGACGUUUUCGUCAACUGCGGCGGCCUGUGGUCGCGCGAGAUUGGCAAGCUGAGCGAGCCCCAAGUCAACAUCCCGCUGCAUGCUGCCGAGCACUUUUACAUUGUCACAAAGAACCUGCAGGGCGUCCACCCCAAUUUGCCCGUGAUGCGCGACCCCGACGGUUACACGUACUUCCGCGAAUGGAGCGGCGGUCUUGUUGCUGGUGGCUUUGAACCAAAGUGCAAGCCCUGCUUCCACGAUGCCAUUCCCAAGCCAUUCGAGUUUGAGCUACUUCCCGACGAUUGGGAUCACUUUGGCGUGCUCAUGGAGCAAAUCCUCCAUCGCAUCCCCUCCAUCGAAAGCGUCGAAGUUCGCAACAUGGUGAACGGCCCCGAGUCCUUCACUGCAGACAACCAGUACGUCCUCGGCGAAACCCCGCUCAUCCGCAAGUACUUUGUUGCCGCGGGCAUGAACAGCAGUGGUAUUGCAAGCUCUGCUGGUGCGGGCAAGGCGCUGUCAGAGUGGAUUGUUGCCGGUCAGCCGACCAUGGAUUUGUGGGCGAUCGACAUUCGUCGCUUUGCUCCCUUCCAAAACAACAAGGCCUUCCUGCGCGAGCGCACCCUCGAGACUCUUGGCCUACACUAUGCCAUCCCGUGGCCCAAGCGCGAGCUCGAGUCUGGUCGCAACGUUCGCCGCUCUCCGCUGCACGACCGCCUCCAGGCGCGAAACGCGUCGUUUGGCAGCAAGUUUGGUUGGGAGCGCGCCAACUGGUUUGCACCGAAGGGCGUCGAGCCCGUCAAUGUGUACUCGUUCAAGCGUCAGAACUGGUUUGAGCACGCGGGUCGCGAGGCCCUCAACACGCGCAACAAUGUGUCCGUGUUUGACCAGACCUCGUUCGCCAAGUUCCAGGUCCAGGGCGCCGAUGCAGAGCGCUUCCUGCAGCGCACCGCAGCUGGCAACAUGGCCGUGCCGAUUGGCAAGGUCGUCUACACGGGCAUGCUGAACAACCGCGGCGGCUACGAGACAGACGUCACCAUCACCCGCACCGCAGCCGACACGUACUUUGUUGUGAGCCCGACCGCUCAAGCGGUGCGCGAUCUGGACUGGAUGAACAAGAGCAUUCUUCCCGACGAGCGUGUUUCCAUCACCGACGUGACUUCCGCCUACGCCGUCAUCGUCGUCAUGGGCCCCAACUCUCGCACCCUGCUGUCCCGCCUCCAGUCGCCCAAGUGCGACUCCCCGACCAGCGAAAACUCUGUAUUUGCGUCCAAGAACUUCCCCUUCGGCACAAGCCAGCUUGUUGAUCUCGGUUUCACGACCAUUCGAGCAACGCGUGUCACCUAUGUUGGUGAGCUUGGCUGGGAACUUUACGUUCCGCAAGAGAUGGCUUGCUCCCUCUUUGACGAAAUUCUGGCAGCCGGCAAGGACUUGAGUGUGGCGCUCGGCGGCUACUAUGCCAUCGAUUCGCUCCGUAUCGAAAAGGGCUACCGUGCAUGGGGCGCCGAGCUCACAUCCGAAGUGACGCCGAUCGAAGCUGGUCUGUCGUUCGCCGUCGACAUGAACAAGGGAGAUUUCGUCGGUCGCGAGGCCCUCGUUGCCCAGAAGAAGAGUGGCGUCAGCAAGCGUCUCGUCUCGUUCAUGGUGGAUGACGGCGCCGAGCCGGGCGACCAUGCCUGCAUGUGGGGCGAUGAAGCCAUUGUUCGCGACGGCAAAGUCGUCGGAUUCAUCACCUCGGCCUCAUACGGCUACGCUGUCGGCAAGACUGUCUGCAUGGGCUUUGUCAAGAACGACAGCGGCGUUGCCGACCCGGCCUUCGUCAUGGGCGGCAAGUAUCAAAUCGACAUUGCCGGCAAGCUGUACAAUGCCACUCCUACGCUCAAGCCCGCAUAUGAUCCGACCAAUGCUCGGGUCAACGCUUAA